Messenger RNA from Suncus etruscus (white-toothed pygmy shrew), 1179 nucleotides. RefSeq names its product ceramide synthase 4-like. The transcript is spliced from 10 exons. The record is from RefSeq and is a predicted model, not a curated record. Gene Ontology annotation, biological process: ceramide biosynthetic process. Gene Ontology annotation, molecular function: sphingosine N-acyltransferase activity. Gene Ontology annotation, cellular component: membrane. NCBI's taxonomy places the organism in Eukaryota, Metazoa, Chordata, Mammalia, Eulipotyphla, Soricidae. The coding region runs from base 1 to 1179 and encodes 392 amino acids.
AUGUGGUCCAUCCUGAACGAAUGGUUCUGGUGGGAGACACUCUGGCUUCCAUCUGAUGUCAAAUGGACUGACCUGGAGGACCAUGAUGGCCAGGUGUAUCCCCAUCCCCGGGACCUGCUGGCCUCCCUGCCCACGGCACUCGCCCUGCUGGCCCUUCGCUUUGUCUUUGAGAGAUUCGCUGCUCUGCCCCUCAGCCGGUGGCUGGGAGUGCGGGAUAAACUUCGACGACCGGCCAAGCCCAUCCCUGCUCUGGAGAGACACUUCAUCACAGUUGGACGAAAACCCAAGGAGGCCCAGUUGGCGCUUCUGGCUGCCCAAUGUGGGCUCACACAGUACCAGACUCUGCGCUGGUUCUACAGACGCUGCAACCAGGACCGGCCCCCACUGAGCAAGAAGUUCUGUGAAGCCAGCUGGAGGUUCACCUUCUAUCUUUGCUCCUCCAUUGGUGGUUCUUUCAUCCUGUAUCAUGAACCCUGGUUUUGGAGACCAGUUUUGUGCUGGGACAGUUUCCCAAACCAGCCCCUGAAGCCUGCCCUGUACUCCCUGUACCUCCUGGAGCUGAGUUUCUACGUUUCACUGCUCAUCAUGCUGCCUUUCGACACCAAUCGCAAGGACUUCAAGGAGCAGGUGUUGCACCACUUCGUGGCCAUCACCCUGAUCGUCUUCUCCUACAGCUCCAACCUGAUGCGUAUCGGCUCGCUGGUGCUGCUCCUGCAUGACUGUUCCGACUUUAUCCUGGAGGUCGGUAAGAUGUUCAACUACACGCAGUAUCAAAACGUGUCUAAUGUUCUCUUCAUCAUCUUCACCAUUGUCUUCUUCUGCACACGCCUGGUGAUCUUUCCCACCAAGAUCCUGUACACCACCUACAUCGAGUCCAUCGUGGGUAGAACACCCUUCUUUGGCUACUACUUCUUCAAUGGGCUACUGCUGAUGCUUCAGGCCCUUCAUGUCUUCUGGUUCUACCUCAUUCUGCGCAUGCUCAUCACCUUCACCUCCAAGGGGGAGGUGAAGGAUGUUCGCAGCGAUGUGGAGGAAUCAAGUUCGAGCGAUGGUGAGGUGGUCAAGAAAAAUCCUCCACUACAAGAUGAGGUAGCUCACCGGCCAGGGGCGACCACCUCUGAAGGGCUUCGGAGCCGGGCAGCAUCGCAUCAGGCCAAUGGACAUAUGCGGACCAUGUAG